GAAAAUGCUUCCAGCAGUCAAAUGGCUAAAUUCAAAUUCGAACAAAUUAUUUGUUAUAGACCAAGAAAUGUUUAGCCUUUGCCGUGUUGUUGAAGACAAAAAUGAAUUUAAUAAUGGCGAUAUAAAUAAUAAAUUAAAUCCUAUUAGACAAUUAAAUACUUGUGCAGUGACUAAACAAGAACAGGACACACUUCGUACCUUUGCGUUGGACCACUCACCUGAUUCGUAUUUGGCUUUGGGUUAUUCUACUGGAAGAGCGUGCAAAAGACUUUAAUGAUACAUC
Molecule: messenger RNA, 283 nt
Organism: Meloidogyne enterolobii
Lineage: Eukaryota; Metazoa; Nematoda; Chromadorea; Rhabditida; Meloidogynidae
Source: the annotation of a GenBank genome assembly